CUGCUCUACACAAAGUUCGGUUUUUACACUGGUAAUUAAUAGUUGCGCCGACAACAAUGCAAGGCCUCGCGGCAUCUUCCAUGCUGUCUCUGACCGUCGUUGUCGCUGUGUUCCUGAUCGGCAUGGCCGACCACUCCGACGGCCGGAGGAGGGUCAUCUCCAGCAGCUCCAACGAACCGUGCAAGGAGAUGACGCUCUACCUCCACGACAUCCUCUAUAAUGGUGCCAACAACAGCGCGAACGCGACUUCGGCAGCCGCGACCAAGCCGACGGCGCUGAGCACUACGCACUGGAAGAACGGCACCUUCUUCGGCACGCUCGUGGUGUUCAAUGACCCCGUGACUGUCGGGAAGGCACUGCCCGUGGCGGAGGCGGGGGACGAGCCGGCGAUACGCGCUCAGGGGUUUUACUUCUAUGACAAGAAGGAGUCGUACAAUGCGUGGUUCGGCUUCUCCAUCGUCUUCAACUCGACGGCCGCCACGGGCACCAUCAACCUCAUGGGCGCGGACCUCAUGUACGAGGUCACGAGGGACAUCUCUGUGGUCGGCGGCACGGGCGACUUCUUCAUGACGCGCGGCAUCGCCACCCUCCGCCUUGACGCCUACGAGGGAACAGUGUACUUCCGGCUGCAGAUGGACAUCAAGCUCUACGAGUGCUACAUCUGAUAACUUACUCCUCAAGUUUACAUUGAGCCACAAUAAGGAGUGAUGUGCCGUUGUUGUUGGCAAAGCACGGGCCUUCGUUUGGAUUGUGUGUGUGUGUGUGUGUGUGUGUUUUGCGGGGAUUUGGAUUUUGUGUUGUGGCCUUUCCAGCUUCUAUGUGUGCCCAUAACAGUUUCAAUAGUGUGACACUAUUUGUUUCACAUAACUAUAUAUUUGUAUUAUGUCUAAAUAAACAUAUGGGUGAUAUACAGGUGAGGUGACCUACAUUUCACUUAUGCCCAAAAAUAUUAAAUAUUCAUGUGUUUUUUAAA
Molecule: messenger RNA, 973 nt
Organism: Triticum aestivum (bread wheat)
Lineage: Eukaryota; Viridiplantae; Streptophyta; Magnoliopsida; Poales; Poaceae
Product: dirigent protein 5
Exons: 1
Coding region: 57-665 (202 amino acids)
Source: RefSeq, a predicted model, not a curated record